AUGGGUGACGUUUCUUUGGAACAGAUCAAAAAUGAGAACGUUGAUCUUGAGCGAAUUCCUAUUGAAGAGGUAUUUGAGCAGCUAAAAUGUACAAGAGAAGGGUUGAGCACCGCUCAAGGCGAGGAGAGGCUUAAGAUCUUUGGCCCCAACAAGCUUGAGGAGAAAAAGGAGAGCAAAUUCCUCAAGUUUUUGGGUUUCAUGUGGAAUCCUUUAUCAUGGGUCAUGGAAGCAGCUGCCAUUAUGGCCAUUGCUUUGGCCAAUGGAGGAGGCAAGCCUCCGGAUUGGCAAGACUUUGUCGGUAUCGUUGUAUUGCUCAUAAUCAACUCCACCAUCAGCUUCAUCGAGGAAAACAAUGCAGGUAACGCUGCCGCCGCUCUGAUGGCAGGUCUUGCCCCGAAAACCAAGGUUUUGAGAGAUGGAAAAUGGACAGAGCAAGAUGCAGCAAUUCUGGUACCAGGAGAUAUGAUCAGUAUCAAGUUGGGAGAUAUCGUCCCAGCUGAUGCUCGUCUCAUGGAAGGAGAUCCACUCAAGAUUGAUCAAUCUGCUCUGACUGGUGAAUCCCUUCCAGUCACAAAGCUUCCUGGCUCCGGUGUUUUCUCAGGCUCAACCUGCAAGCAAGGUGAGAUUGAGGCUGUUGUUAUUGCCACUGGUGUUCAUACCUUCUUUGGAAAGGCAGCUCACCUUGUUGACAGCACCAAUAAUGUUGGUCAUUUCCAAAAGGUGUUAACAGCCAUUGGUAACUUCUGUAUCUGCUCAAUUGCUAUCGGUAUGCUAGUUGAGAUUGUAGUGAUGUACCCAAUCCAGCACAGGAGGUACAGAGAGGGUAUCGAUAACCUCUUGGUGCUUCUCAUUGGAGGUAUCCCAAUUGCUAUGCCUACAGUCUUGUCAGUGACAAUGGCUAUCGGGUCUCACCGUCUAUCAGAGCAAGGUGCCAUCACCAAGAGAAUGACUGCCAUUGAAGAAAUGGCUGGAAUGGAUGUCCUGUGUAGUGACAAGACCGGAACUCUAACCCUCAACAAGCUUACCGUUGACAAGAACCUUAUUGAGGUUUUUAUAAAGGACAUGGACAAAGAUACCCUCGUAUUACUUGCUGCAAGGGCUUCCAGAGUUGAGAAUCAGGAUGCCAUUGAUGCUUCAAUUGUUGGGAUGUUGGGCGACCCCAAGGAGGCAAGAGCAGGAAUCACUGAGGUGCAUUUCUUGCCCUUCAACCCCGUGGAAAAGCGCACUGCAAUCACUUAUUAUGAUAACAAUGGUGACUGGUUCAGAAGCAGCAAGGGGGCUCCAGAGCAGAUUAUCGAGCUCUGCCAACUCAAAGGGGAGACAAGGAAAAAGGCCCAUGAAAUCAUUGACAACUUUGCUGAGCGUGGCCUUCGUUCCCUAGGAGUUGCUCGCCAGACAAUUCCAGAGAAGAACAAGGAAAGUGAAGGAGCACCAUGGGAGUUUGUGGGUCUCUUGCCUCUUUUCGACCCUCCAAGGCAUGAUAGUGCUGAGACUAUCCGCCGAGCCCUUGACCUUGGUGUCAAUGUUAAGAUGAUCACCGGAGACCAACUUGCUAUCGGCAAAGAGACUGGCCGCAGGCUUGGGAUGGGUACAAACAUGUAUCCGUCGUCAUCUCUUCUUGGUAAUAGCAAGGAUGAGGGUAUUUCUGGCAUUCCAGUUGAUGAGCUCAUCGAGAAGGCUGAUGGAUUUGCUGGAGUCUUCCCUGAACACAAGUAUGAGAUUGUUAAGAAGCUACAAGUGAGGAAGCACAUUUGCGGUAUGACAGGAGAUGGUGUUAAUGAUGCCCCGGCAUUGAAGAAGGCAGACAUUGGUAUUGCUGUGGCAGAUGCAACUGAUGCUGCGAGGGGUGCCUCGGAUAUUGUCUUGACAGAACCAGGAUUGAGUGUUAUUAUCAGUGCUGUAUUGACAAGCAGAGCCAUCUUCCAGAGGAUGAAGAACUACACAAUCUAUGCUGUUUCCAUCACAAUCCGUAUCGUGUUGGGAUUCUUGCUUGUUGCGCUCAUUUGGAGGUUCGACUUCUCACCAUUCAUGGUCCUGAUCAUUGCUAUUCUCAAUGAUGGAACCAUCAUGACCAUCUCCAAAGAUAGAGUCAAGCCAUCUCCUGUGCCUGACUCAUGGAAGCUCAAGGAAAUUUUCGCCACAGGCGUUGUCCUUGGAACCUACAUGGCAAUCAUGACCGUGGUGUUCUUCUGGCUUGCUCAUGACACUGAUUUCUUCUCUGAUAAGUUUGGCGUGAGGUCAAUCAGAAAUAAUACAGAUGAGCUUACAGCAGCUCUUUACCUUCAAGUGAGCAUCAUCAGUCAAGCACUCAUCUUUGUGACCAGGUCGAGGAGCUGGUCCUUUGUUGAACGCCCUGGUUUCUUGCUUGUCAGUGCCUUCAUUGCUGCACAGUUGGUGGCAACUCUCAUUGCUGUGUAUGCAAACUGGUCCUUUGCAAGAAUCCUAGGCAUUGGCUGGGGAUGGGCAGGAAUUAUCUGGAUCUUUAGCAUUAUCACCUACAUCCCUCUCGAUAUCCUCAAGUUCAUUAUCCGCUAUGCAUUGACUGGGAAAGCCUGGGAUAAUCUGCUGCAAAACAAGACUGCUUUCACAACCAAGAAGGACUACGGAAAGGGUGAGAGGGAGGCUCAAUGGGCUACUGCUCAACGUACUCUUCAUGGUCUCCAGCCCCCAGAACCCAUGUUCAAUGAGAAGAGCACAUACAGAGAGUUGAAUGAGCUUGCUGAGCAGGCUAAGAAGCGUGCCGAAGUAGCAAGGCUCAGAGAGCUUCACACAUUGAAGGGACAUGUUGACUCAGUGGUUAAGAUGAAGGGGCUUGACAUCGAGACAAUCCAACAACACUACACAGUCUAA
Messenger RNA from Dovyalis caffra, 2850 nucleotides. The record is from the annotation of a GenBank genome assembly. NCBI's taxonomy places the organism in Eukaryota, Viridiplantae, Streptophyta, Magnoliopsida, Malpighiales, Salicaceae.